Sporisorium graminicola is the source of this 2808-nucleotide messenger RNA. RefSeq lists its product as uncharacterized. Gene Ontology annotation, cellular component: anaphase-promoting complex; nuclear periphery. Gene Ontology annotation, biological process: positive regulation of mitotic metaphase/anaphase transition; protein K11-linked ubiquitination; anaphase-promoting complex-dependent catabolic process. Lineage: Eukaryota; Fungi; Basidiomycota; Ustilaginomycetes; Ustilaginales; Ustilaginaceae. The transcript has a single exon. The record is from RefSeq and is a predicted model, not a curated record. The coding region runs from base 1 to 2808 and encodes 935 amino acids.
AUGCCAGUCUCGUUGACGGACGGCUCCAUUGUUGGUGAUGGCAGCCAGAUCGGCAUGUUCCCCGUUUUGGCAGAUCAACGUCUCGACAAGCCAGCCACUCUGCUCCGCACCUCUGCCAACCCACGCAUGGAUCUCGUCCUGCUCAUCCUCAAAGAUUCUGCCUCUCAAUCGACUCCAGCUCCCACCGCACCACCGGGCAUGUCGGCCGCCCAAUUCGCCCUCGUACAGCGUAUGCUUGCUGCCCGACAACGUGGUGCACAGGCUUCCGCUGCUCAAGGGGCUCCCGAACCCAGACGUGGGCCACAGAUCCAUCUAGUCUUGUGGAGGAUGGGCGACGAGAGCAGUGCUGUCUGGUCCGUGCCGCUCAGCUUCGAUCAGGUCAUGGAUAAAACUUCAAACUCCCCAGGAGCAUCCCAACAAGAACACGAGGAUGUUCACCUUCACGAUCUAGUUUGGAGCCCAAGGGGCGAUCGUGUCGCCGUGCUAGCAUCCGUCAAAAGAACGUCCGUAGCGUCUACGUCGACUGCCACCUGGCGAGCUACAACCUUCCUGCGCACCUACUCGGUGCAAGAUGGUCGUCUCCUGUCCACCGUUACAAUUCAUGGUGACCAUACCAUCAGCAGCAAUAACAGUGCCGACGGUUUUGCACAGCCGAUGUCAGCGACCUGGCACGAGGUCGAUUUUGGCAUCAACGAUGAUGCUGUCGACGGCAGCAGCGAAUCCAUCUUGACCAAGUUCUCGCCGCUGCCCGCACUGCCCGCCGCGGACACCUUUGCAUCCGCCGGUGGCACCGGCAACCUCAUGCCCCACCAGCUCAGAAUGAUGCAGAUGAGCGGUCAGAAGCAGCCGCCAAGCUUCAGAUUCCCCUCGCAUCUCGCUCUGCAAGGCAGAGGUGCUCUAGCAAGCAUACCGCGCUUGGCCAAGGCGGACACGGACCUGCAUUUGCUCGAAGGUGGAGACGCGGUCCUUACUCUCGAUCAGGAUCGUGCGUUGCCAUUGUCGCCCGAGACCGUCGUUCUUGUCUCUCGUGCCGCGACGGCUCGUGUACAUCUCAUCUUGGAUGGUCAAAUCCACAUCGGCUCGCUGCAGAUCCCAAGAUCACACGAAGCACGGCCCGAUGAACCAUCGUCAUGCGCUUCUCUCAUGCUUUGGCUCUCACCCGACAUGACUAGGAUCGUCUCGGUCUCUUCGAACAGUGACUUGGCCAUCUCUCAGCAGACGCUCGAACUUCCUUUGCCAGUCACAACUCGGUAUGGGGCACUCAGCGCACGCCGCAGGAUUGCUGCGGUUGCCCGCGCCAGCCAUCUUCUCGGCUUCUAUCUCGGCUACGCACUAGAUUCUGCCUCUGCCCUGCAGCAAGUAUACCAGAACGAAUUCGUGCAAAAAGUCAUCAACGAGUGGUCCAAGAACAUUGAUGAUCUCGACAUGAAGUUUGGCGCAGAUAUGAAGUACGAACUCAUCAACGUUCUUCUCACGGGUCGUGCCGGUCCGGCGGCCGAACAAUUCCUCCUCGGCAACCUCACGGAAGGCGUCCUCACCCGCCUCGAGCAACAGACCCAUACAGCCAUGUAUGCGCUCAAGAAGCUUAUCUCGGAAAGCCUCAAACCGGCCCUGGAGCGGUCAAUCGUCUGUCUAUCCGGUCUUUUUGGUCAGUGUCGCUUCUCUGGCGGGAGCGAUGAGGGGCUGCGUCAAGCCCUAAAGAUUUUGCAGGCUUCGCUGAAUUCGACCCUAAGUCUGGCGAAAGAGGUAGAUAUGGAAGCACUCGUUUCGCAAGAGUUUUACAGAUGGUGCAGGACAGAGAGGGAAAGACAGGAGAGGAUCAAGCAGGACCAGGACGAGCCUAGAUUGCCUAUCACAUACGAUGUUCAGUUUGUGGCCACCUACAUCGACAGAGGGUUCGAGAACGGCGAGAUUCACGCAAGGAUGGGUAACAAUGUUGCUGCGGAGGCAAUUGAAGAGAUUCUCGCCGAAGUACCCAGGAAGACAUCUCUGCGGGAGGCUCUGCAGGCAGCUCAAACGUUCCUGGCUGCGCCUGGCGCGGCGAGCGCCAAGGCAAAACCACAGCAAGAGAAAGCAGAGCUGUCGGAAAAGAGCAACAAGGUACCGCUGGCGGUCCUGCCUAUGUUAAACAGGGCAGUCGAGAUGCUCGGCAGCCAAUUGACAGGUCUUCUCGAUGCAGGCUUAGACCGAUCGGUUGUUGAACCGACAGCUCCAGCCACGGUCGCAAAACAUAGCUGGUGGUUGGCACGAGAAACAGCCCCCGCUCUGUCCAUCUCCGCGUCUUCAGAAAACAUCGAAAAGCGAGCAGCUCGCAUCUGCACAACUUCUAUCAUCUCCGCUGAGACUGUCCUGUCAGCCUACAUUCUCCACUCUCGGGAUGCCCCCUCUUCAAGCUCAUGCGUCCUCGUCGUUCGCCAGAACACGCUGGCCGCUACCGACACACCGGCCAUCGUGCUCUUCACCGUCCCUGGCGAACAAGACGUGAUCAUCCUCGACAUAGGAUUCUACGGCGAUGCGGAGCUGCUCGUCCUCGCACAGCUCACUUCCACUUCAACCAGCGUUUUGCUCGGCUUCAACGUGGCCGAUCUGCCCUUCACCCUUGACUUUGAAGACGAGGGUAGGGAUGCAAUUGCGACUGUCACGCCGAGCCGCGCGACGGAGUUUGAAAGGGACUUCAAGCCGAUAAAACUCGCCGUCAACACCAACAAGCAGACGGUAACGGUGGUCGAGGAGGAUGGCAGGAGGGUCAUGUACCUGGACAUCUCGUUGGUUGAGCUUGCGGAUGUGGCUAUGCAGGAAGAGGAGUGA